AUGUGGAUGCUGAUUGCUAUGACAGCUAUACAAGGAAUUGUGAGUUCAGAAGAGUUGAACAGCAAAACAUUUAUGAAUCCUAAAUCACUGAUGAAUAUAAGUGAGAGAAUCAGAUAUUGGGGAUAUUGUUGUGAAGAAUACGAGGUCCUUACAGAAGAUGGCUAUUACCUAAGUGUGAACAGAAUUCCAGGAGCUAUUCCUUUUUCAGGUAAUAAGUCUGCUAUACUAUUAAUGCAUGCACUAACUAUGGAAGGUAGUGUCUGGGUGGCAAAUUUACCCCACCAGAGCCUGGGGUUCAUACUAGCAGAUGCUGGACAUGACGUGUGGAUUGGAAAUAGCCGAGGAAACUUCUGGUCUAGAAGACACCAGCACCUUACAGUUAACGAAACAGAAUUUUGGAAUUUCAGCUUCCAUGAAAUGGGCAUCUAUGAUCUUACUGCCGUGACAGAGUUUAUUCUGCAAAAAACUGGACAGCAGAAAAUUUAUUAUGCUGGCCAUGUUCUGGGAUCUACAAUAGGUUCUGUUGCGUUUUCUAUCCUCCCACACCUGGCUGAGAAAAUCAAGAUGUUCUUUUCCUUGGGUCCUGGAUACACAUUACAUGAAUGCAUAAGUCCCAUUUUACAAUUUGUACGUUUGCCAGAAGCAUUAAUCAAGGUCAUAUUUGGGAACAAGGAAUUUUGUCUGCUGAGUCCAGGUCUGAGAGCAUUUUUGGCCCAAAAGUGUAGCUGCCAACCGGUUGAUGAACUCUGCAAGCAAGCUCUUUCUCUAAUUAGUGGAUUUAAUCUGAAAAAUUUAAACAAGAGCCGAUCUGAUGUGUAUGUCUCCCAUUUCCCAGAUUAUACCUCUGUAAAACAUAUAAUCCACUGGAGCCAGUCAAUGAAAACUGGGCUUUUCAGAUAUUUUGACUAUGGCUCGAAGAACAUAGAUAUAUAUAACCAG
Python bivittatus (Burmese python) is the source of this 939-nucleotide messenger RNA. NCBI's taxonomy places the organism in Eukaryota, Metazoa, Chordata, Lepidosauria, Squamata, Pythonidae. The record is from RefSeq and is a predicted model, not a curated record.